Messenger RNA from Aureobasidium melanogenum CBS 110374, 1101 nucleotides. RefSeq names its product glycoside hydrolase. Gene Ontology annotation, cellular component: extracellular region. Gene Ontology annotation, molecular function: chitinase activity. The transcript is spliced from 3 exons. Gene Ontology annotation, biological process: carbohydrate metabolic process. NCBI's taxonomy places the organism in Eukaryota, Fungi, Ascomycota, Dothideomycetes, Dothideales, Saccotheciaceae. The coding region runs from base 1 to 1101 and encodes 366 amino acids. The record is from RefSeq and is a predicted model, not a curated record.
AUGAUUGUUGCGGGAUUGCUGGCAGCGACGGCGUGGAUGGGAAGCUUGGCGCUCGCUCUUCCCUCAUCGACGUCAACAUCACCAUCAACAAACAGCAACAACCUGAAAUACUACUUUCCGAGACAGACACUGCCGCAGUAUCCCUCGUCGUUUGAUCCGCUCAGCAACAACAUCCUCGCCGUCUACUAUGGCAAGGCACAAUACAACUCGAACCCAUCGCUAUGGGACCUCUGCAGUCUCGACGACAUUGACAUGAUUGUCAUGGGCUUCAUCCGUGGCUUCAAUGGCCCCAACAAGCAACCCAACUUUGAUAUUGGCUCAUGCAAGACGCCGUAUCAGCCACCUGCCAAUUUCACUGGCAUCACCUGUCCUGAUCUGGCAGCCAACAUCACUCGCUGCCAGAGCUUGGGCAAGAAAGUCACCAUCAGCUUGGGCGGUUCCAGUAGCGACCUGGACCUCGCCAAUGCCACGGAUGCGCAGCAAACGGCCACGACUCUCUGGAACAUCUUUGGUGCUGGCACAGACACUCCCAAUGCCAGGCCCUUUGGCAAUGUCACUCUAGACGGCUUUGAUUUCGACUACGAGAACUACGCCGAUACCAGCUACGUCGACGUCCUUGCCGGCACCCUGCAAUCGCUCUUCAAGACGUCCACUCCUGCCCGCUACAUCAGCGCCUCCCCUCUCUGCGCAAACAACACCGUCAUGCCCUGGGGCUUCUACCAAAAUGCAAACUUCAUCUGGCCGCGCUUUUACAACGCAAACGCAUGCAAAGCCGGCGGCAAAGGCUACAACAACUCCGUCACCGCAUGGUCUCACUUCCUCGAAAGCGUAGACUCAAACGUUGGUCCCCACUACCCUCGCUUCUACAUCGGCGCCCUCGGUUUCAACAACUAUAACAAUGGCGGUGGCUAUGUCGACCCCAAUGUCUUUGGCGAUCUUGUCGAGUAUACCAAGGACCGUGUUGGCCAGGAAAGAUUCGGCGGUGUCAGUAUCUGGGAGGGCACUGAUGCGUUGAAUACUUUGACGACGGAUGGCGCCAAUAUUUUGAACGUCACCAAGGAGGCCCUGCUGGAGCCCUUCACCAGCGAUGCCUGUGAUUGA